Messenger RNA from Amoebophrya sp. A120, 1837 nucleotides. The record is from the annotation of a GenBank genome assembly. Lineage: Eukaryota; Dinophyceae; Syndiniales; Amoebophryaceae.
GCUCAUUUUAUGGUAUAGUGUUCGAGCUGUGAGGGCAUAGCCAUAGGAGCGGACGGGAAACUGGAACCUGUGAGUAGGUGCAAACUGAUGAGGGCCCACGAGGGCGGAGAAGAAGAUCUCCACGCCGAUCUUCAUUCGAGGAAUUUUCUUCUACUCAAAAAAAACUUCUAGUUGUUUGAUUACCCCUCGUUUUGAACGAGGUCUACCUUGCUUCCUUUCCAUUCCGGUGUGAAUCUGCGCCGUCUUCUAAAGCCUUUCGUCGAGACUUUGUUUCGUCCUCCCUUUUCUAAGUGACCCUACAAGAAUGUCCUUCCUUACGAGAUUUGCCACGCCAAGCCGGGUGGGAUUGGCGGCCGGAUGCGGUUUCGCUGGGUAAGUAUCGAUAGUAAGGAUUUUGUCAACGUCACGCUCGCGCAUUGAGUAUGCCUUUGCAUUGUCCUUUGCUCCCCAUCCUUGCUAUGUUGAAUUUCGUUAGCAAACGACUUCCAAAUCGCAGGUACACAGCGUCGCAGUCGAGCUACAUCAGAAGAAGACAGACAGUAUUUUGCGAGGACAAGUCCAGCUUCGAUCUUGCGAAAAUUCAGGACAUGAUCGGAAAACCAGAUUGGAUUACGCCAGACACCAUGAAGCCACUGACGGGAGGUAGAAGAAAUUGUGCUGCGCUAGUACAGAUGAAGUUUCACUAUCGCCAUUAUUUUGCUUGAUCGUGUACAGCAGUCUACAAGCGAAAGAGCACUCCAGUAUCUUUUUCCGUUUCUUGUACACGAAACAUAGAAUCACAGGUCUCACCUUCGGUGGCGCAUCAGGACUCGCGGCAGGCUACGCGUGCAAAAAAAUCGGAAAAGCGGUUGCGGUCGGUGUGGGCUCCCUUUACUGUCUAUUCCAGGUCGCCGCGAGCUACGGCUACGUCACAAUUAACUGGAAAAAGGUAGACAAUGCGUGAGCCAUUUUGUGGCGCUUCCUUCGCGUGUUCAUGUAUGAUUAGCGUUACCUCCGAGGAUUCUUGGGUCCACGCAUGUUGCAACUACGCACAAAAUUCUUUCAGGUAGAAAAUGACGUGAUGAAGGCCCUGGACACAAACGGCGACGGAAAGCUCGACGAGAAGGAUGCUGGCGUCUGGCUUCAGAAGGUGUUAGAUGUUCUUGCAAAUGACGAGCUCGAAGGUAUUGAUUAAUCUUUUUUUUGCGUAUGUAUGUAGACACAGCGACUGCAGCAUGAUUGAGCAGCCCAUACCUAUACUUGAAUUCCAAGUGUUCUUGCCGGAAAUUCUCAGUACAAAGACACUAGCGUCUGCUUUUACUACCAUAGGUGCCGCCGCUAAGAAUACCGCUACGGGAGCCUUUGCGGGCACUUUUUUGCUCGGUCUGCGCCGAGGAUAAGUUGUUUCACUAAUUACCAGAGCUGUCACACGCGUGACCAAAUCUAAAGAUUUUACAUACUACAUCUAGCGACGUUGGAGCUGCUAUAAACGAGGAAAUUUGAAACAAGUUGUGAUAGACCAAUUUCAACAAAACGAACUAGACCACACUGUAUCAACAAUUUAGAGUCGUAAGAACAAUCGCUGCAUUUUUCGUAGAGCCGUCGUGGAUGCACCAAUCUGAUAUGUAGGUAAGGCCGCGAAACAAGCAGCGAGUGGCUCAUUUGGUGUCAUGUUUCUUUACGGAUUCCGGUUGGGAUAGUGACAGCCUCAAAGAACUUGCGCAAAACUUGCGGCCUCCCUUUCCAUCGUACAGAUAGCUCCCCCAUCCCCAACAAAAAAACCCGGAAAAUUUGUGAAAGAAACACGACAACAAAAUGCACAAAACAAAGUUCCGCGACCGGAAAAAUCAAUGGAAGC